AUGAAAUACGAUUAAAAAAUAAAGUAAUUAGAGAAGUUCUUAAUAAUCAAAAAAGUGUCUGAUAACCCUAAGUACAAAAUUGUAUUAAUAACUAUAAGAUUUGGAGCAAAAUAGAGCAAUCGAUUAAUAAUUAGAGAGCAAGCCAUGAAAGCAAGACAAAAUGAAUUAUAAGAUGCAGUAAAUAGAAAUUUUGAUUUGCUUGGAUAUGGUUAUGAAUUCAAUAAAGUUGAUAAGAAGAAUGUCUUGCAAACAGAAAAAUUUCUGAAACACUUUUUGGACUUGGAUAAUGAAGAUGAUCAUCUUCCAAAAAUCAAUAAGUAUUAAACAACGAGAACAGAAUUAACCUAAAUAUCAACUGAAGAAAGAUUUCCUUAAUUGAUUAGUACUAUUCCCACUCUUUAUUGCAAUUAGAUAAUGAAAUCUUGUGAAACUGUUAAAGGUGAUAUUAAGAAACUAAAAAGAGUGAAUAAGAAGACAAUUAGAACAAACUAAUUCCAAAUGAAUAAAAUGAUCAAUAGACUACAAACAAUACAAACAACGAAUUUUUUGAAUAAUGAAUUGAUUUUAUUAUGA
Messenger RNA from Paramecium tetraurelia, 573 nucleotides. RefSeq lists its product as uncharacterized. The record is from RefSeq and is a predicted model, not a curated record. Lineage: Eukaryota; Ciliophora; Oligohymenophorea; Peniculida; Parameciidae. The transcript has 2 exons.